GGAAGUUGUGGAGGAAGGACUAAGUUGAAACCAAUUGCGUGGCGCCUGAGGGCUGCAGCGCGUUCCGUGGCGGCGCUGAAGAGACCGGUUGCCGCCAUGAUAGAACAGCAGAAGCGUAAGGGCCCAGAGUUGCCGCUGGUCCCAGUCAAGCGGCAGCGACAUGAGUUGCUGUUGGGAGCGACGGGGUCGGGCCCCGGAGCCGGGCAGCAGCAGGCGACACCGGGAGCUUUGCUGCAAGCGGGACCUCCAAGGUGUUCCUCCCUUCAAGCUCCAAUCAUGCUGCUCUCUGGACAUGAAGGGGAAGUAUACUGCUGCAAGUUCCACCCCAACGGAUCCACCUUAGCAUCUGCAGGAUUUGACCGACUGAUACUGUUGUGGAAUGUCUAUGGUGACUGUGAUAACUAUGCCACACUGAAGGGACACAGUGGAGCAGUGAUGGAACUGCAUUACAACACAGAUGGCAGUAUGCUCUUCUCAGCAUCCACAGAUAAAACUGUGGCUGUGUGGGAUAGUGAAACAGGUGAGAGGGUAAAAAGGCUAAAGGGACAUACUUCCUUUGUGAAUUCCUGUUAUCCAGCCAGGAGAGGGCCUCAACUUGUCUGCACUGGCAGUGACGAUGGCACAGUUAAGCUUUGGGACAUACGGAAGAAAGCAGCUAUCCAGACAUUUCAGAACACAUACCAGGUGUUAGCUGUGACCUUCAAUGACACAAGUGAUCAGAUUAUUUCUGGUGGAAUAGACAAUGAUAUCAAGGUCUGGGACCUACGCCAGAACAAGCUAACCUACACCAUGAGAGGCCAUGCAGAUUCAGUAACUGGCCUGAGUUUAAGUUCUGAAGGCUCUUAUCUCUUGUCCAAUGCAAUGGAUAAUACAGUUCGUGUCUGGGAUGUCCGGCCAUUUGCCCCCAAAGAGAGGUGUGUAAAGAUAUUUCAAGGAAAUGUGCACAACUUUGAAAAGAACCUUCUGAGAUGUUCUUGGUCACCUGAUGGAAGCAAAAUAGCAGCUGGCUCAGCCGACAGGUUUGUGUAUGUGUGGGAUACUACAAGCAGGAGAAUAUUGUAUAAGCUGCCUGGCCAUGCUGGCUCCAUCAAUGAAGUUGCUUUCCACCCUGACGAGCCCAUCAGUAAGUCUGUCCCAACAAGGGGGAAAAGGAAACUGGAAAUCCCCCCUCAGGGAUCCUGGGAAUACAGAGUCAAAAAUGGGUAUCUGUUUUAUUCGAAUUUCCAUGCAAACACCGCCCCGGGGCAGGAGGCGCGCCUGACUGCUGGCCCGCCAGACAAAGGAGGCGCGGCUCGGCGGAGCCAGCGCGCGGGCGGACGGACCAUGGACUCGGAGCGCGGGCGGCCGGCCCCAGCCCUGGGGACCCGACGCUCCCGGGCCCGGCCCUAA
Cebus imitator (Panamanian white-faced capuchin) is the source of this 1389-nucleotide messenger RNA. It is a transcript of the gene SNRNP40, whose product is annotated as small nuclear ribonucleoprotein U5 subunit 40. Gene Ontology annotation, molecular function: RNA binding; protein binding. Lineage: Eukaryota; Metazoa; Chordata; Mammalia; Primates; Cebidae. The coding region runs from base 97 to 1389 and encodes 430 amino acids. Gene Ontology annotation, cellular component: catalytic step 2 spliceosome. The transcript has 10 exons. The record is from RefSeq and is a predicted model, not a curated record.